Messenger RNA from Clonostachys byssicola, 1803 nucleotides. The record is from the annotation of a GenBank genome assembly. NCBI's taxonomy places the organism in Eukaryota, Fungi, Ascomycota, Sordariomycetes, Hypocreales, Bionectriaceae.
AUGAGCUCCGACAUACGAACCGAUUUCAUCAUUAUAGGCGUUGGCCCAGCCGGAGCAGCGUUGGCGGCGUUUUUGGGUUACAAUGGCCUUAGCGGACUUGCAAUUUCAAAAGACUCUGCAACAGCUGAAACGCCGCGAGCUCAUACUUUCAACCCAUUCGCUUUCGAGUGUCUACGUGACGUCGGCAUAGAAGAUUCAGCUUGGGAAGUCGCUUUACAUGGGAAACAUUUCCAGUCUAUGCGAUGGUCCCGGAGCUUUGUAGGGGAGGAAUACGGAAGAGUUCGGGGUUGGGCCGAACACCCAUCAAGCAUGGGACCUACAGCAGCCAUCUCACCUUGCCAAUAUGCCGAGCUUCCGCAGUCAAUGCUGGAGCCUGUGCUUAUUAAAUACGCCUCUCAUAACGGGUUCAACAUCCGCUUUUCGACGGAGCUGAUUGACGUCAAGCCUACUAAAACAAAUGACGGGCAGAGGGAGUUCCUCUGUUCCCUUUUUGAUCGUGUAACGCAGCAGCCAUGGCAAGUGCGCGCUCGAUAUCUUUUUGGGGCGGAUGGGGCGCGAAGUCAGGUAGCCCGCUCUCUCGAUUUUCAGUUCGACACUAAACCCAGUGGAAAUAAGGCUUGCAACGUUUUGAUCCGGGCAGAUUUGAGUCAUCUCAUGCACAAGGAGCGUUAUGCAGUAUUGCACUGGGUCCUUAAACCUGAUCAAAGCACGUUCUCCGGCGUUGUGGCCCAGCUUCGUGUGGUGAGGCCUUGGAAGGAAUGGGUUCUCGUGGUGUUUGGUCCGGGUGGAACGAACCCUUUCGAGAAUAUGACCAUUGACGAUCCUCGCAUAGCUGAUUUUGCGAGGGAGGUUAUUGGGGACAGCUCAAUCGACGUUGAAGUUCUUCGUCUCGAUGCUUGGACUGUGCGCGAAUCUGUUGCUAAGUGCUAUGUCGAUUCCAGUACUCAGGCAUUCAUUUUGGGAGAUGCGGCCCAUCGACACCCCCCUGUCUAUGGCUUGGGCAGCAACACGUGCGUGCAAGACGCGUACAAUCUUGCGUGGAAGAUUCUAUACGUUUCAAAAGGCCUCGCGGGACAGGGUUUGCUGGAAACGUACAAUGCAGAGCGGCAGCCGGUUGGUGCGUCACUGGUCCGCGCGGCGAAUGAUGGGUUUCAAUCACAUGCCGAGAUAUGGGGUGCUCUGGGCAUGUUUGCCCCCAGUCCUGAGGAAGGGUUGAAGCAUCUUGAUCAGUUUUAUCACGCCUCCCCUGAAGGCGCUGAGCGCCGAGCGAUCAUUCAAAAUAGUCUGCAGAACAUUGAGCGUGAAGUUCAGAGCCUCGGUAUUGCACACAACCAAUGGUAUACGUCAGGAGCUGUGUACCUUCAUGAUGAGCAAUCGAGCAGGCCCGUGCUACACGGAGAUCCUGUCGUCAAUGUCCAAGUUACGACAUACCCUGGCAGUCGACUUCCUCACGCGUGGCUGGAUAUAGCUACAAGGGGAGAAUUACGAUCAACGCACGAUCUGGCUGGGAAGGGUGCCUUUUGCUUGUUCUUUGGCAUAGGAGGCGAGCGAUGGAAACAGGCAGCAAAUGCCGUGAGAAAGGCCACGGGAAUACCUCUAAAUGCGUAUGGGGUCGGCUUCGGUCUUGAUUAUAUUGACGUUGAUCGAGACUGGUGUCGUAAACGAGAAGUGGAAGAAGCAGGAUGCGUGCUUGUGCGACCAGACCGGUUUGUUGCUUGGAGGUCCACCAAGAUGAUCACAGACUGUGAAGGCAAACUUCUUGAUGUCCUCAAUCAAGUAUUGUCAAGGACAGAGCUCAGAUAG